Molecule: messenger RNA, 2212 nt
Organism: Anopheles funestus (African malaria mosquito)
Lineage: Eukaryota; Metazoa; Arthropoda; Insecta; Diptera; Culicidae
Gene: Ald1
Product: fructose-bisphosphate aldolase
Exons: 6
Coding region: 158-1252 (364 amino acids)
Biological process (GO): glycolytic process; fructose 1,6-bisphosphate metabolic process
Cellular component (GO): cytosol
Molecular function (GO): fructose-bisphosphate aldolase activity
Source: RefSeq, a predicted model, not a curated record
GGACGAACCCGUUGGUGUAUAUUGUUUGUGACUUUGAUAUAAAUAAGUUGUGACCGAGAGAAAUGUUAUUUAUAUUUCACGGAGCCUGAUAAGUGUGCGUGUUUUCGUCAACGCCGGUUUCCACUUGAUCAGUACCACCAAACUUACCUCAAGCAUCAUGACUACCUACUUCAAUUAUCCACCAAAGGAACUGCAGGAGGAGCUGGCUCGUAUCGCCAAGCAGAUUGUUGCCCCCGGUAAGGGUAUUUUGGCCGCCGAUGAGUCCACGGCGACCUGUGGCAAGCGUUUCGCUGAUAUCGGCGUUGAGAACAACGAAGACAACCGUCGCCAGUACCGCCAGCUGCUGUUCACCGCUGACGAGCGCCUGCAGGAACACAUCUCCGGUGUGAUCCUGUUCCAUGAAACCCUCUACCAGAAGGGCGACAAUGGCACUCCGUUGGCGGCGAUGCUGAAAAGCAAGGGCAUUCUGGCCGGUAUCAAGGUCGACAAGGGUGUCGUCGAUCUGAUGGGCUCGGAAGGCGAAUGCACAACUCAGGGUCUGGAUGAUCUCGCUGCUCGUUGCGCUCAGUACAAGAAAGAUGGUUGCGACUUCGCCAAGUGGCGUUGUGUGCUGAAGAUCGGCAAGAACACCCCAAGCUACCAGGCCAUCUUGGAGAACGCUAACGUGCUGGCUCGCUAUGCUUCCAUCUGCCAGUCGCAGCGUAUCGUCCCAAUUGUUGAGCCAGAGAUCCUCCCCGACGGUGAUCACGAUCUGGACCGUUGCCAGAAGGUUACCGAGACUGUGUUGGCUGCUGUGUACAAGGCACUGAACGACCAUCACGUCUACCUGGAGGGUACGCUACUGAAGCCGAACAUGGUAACCGCCGGUCAGAGCUGCGCGAAGAAGCCAACGGCUGCGGAAAUUGCUGUCGCUACCGUGACGGCACUGCGCCGUACUGUGCCGGCUGCCGUGCCCGGAGUCACCUUCCUGUCCGGUGGUCAGUCCGAGGAGGAAGCUUCCGUGAACCUGAGCGCCAUCAACCAGGUGCAGCUGCUGAGACCGUGGGCCCUGACCUUCUCGUACGGUCGUGCCCUGCAGGCCUCGGUGCUCCGUGCCUGGGGUGGUAAGAAGGAGAACCUUAAGGCCGCUCAGGAGGAGCUCAUCAAGCGUGCAAAGGCAAACGGAUUGGCUGCACAGGCAAAGUAUGUCCCCGGUUCGAUUCCCUCGUACGCCGCAAACGCUAGCUUGUUCGUGAAGUCGCACGCCUACUAGUAUCCUGUCCUGCCAUUCUCUGUGUUCCUCGCACUCGUCCAGACACAUCCAGAGGAAGGAAGACGUUGGUGAAUGUUACCGAUGGACGGAACAAUGGAUACGGAAAGCGCGGAAAAAAACAAACGGAUAAGCUAGCUGAAUAAUACGAUCGACAUUCGAACGAAAUAGAUGGAGAGAGAAACAGGGACUCAAUAAGCAUGUGAACCGUGCAGGACACUUUUUGGCCGUCUCAUUUUUUUGUUUGUUUUCAACUCGAACAACGAUUUACACACAUAUCAAAAUCCGAUACACACCUAAAGCACCACACAGGGAAACACAGAGAGUUGUUGAAUGUUGUUGUUUUUUUAAAUAAUGUUGUAUAACACACUUUUUUAAAUGUUAGAUUUGAUACGAUUCUCGCUUGUUAGUUUCUAAACAAAAGUGUUUUACUGUUCUCACAACCUGCUGAAUGUUUUGUAAACUUUCCACUGUUCGAUAGUAUAUAACAACCGUUACACUACAAUUGUUCCUAAUCUCUGCGUCUAUUAUAUUAAACCAUCAGUAUGUGCAAUGUUUUUUUUUAUUAAAUCGGAAGCGCACACAACCUCUGCUAGCCAAUGGUGGAUUAGUUCGUUAAUAAAUCAAUUGUAACAACAACAAAAAAUGACACCCAAACAAUUGAUUCGAAACCUAAUCCUGCAGCUGUACGUGCGGUUGUGUGUGUGUGUACUCAGGAAAGACAGCCUCUCGCUGUUGGGGGGCUACAUGCUGUGCGUAAGCCUACUUCGAAAACAAAGAUAUAUAAAUUGAUCAAUACCCGAAUUAACAAACAUCGCACGAAAAAAAUCGAUCGAAACGAAAGAAUGUACGCACAGCAGGUAGUCUGAGACCGCAGGAGUCAGAAAGAGGCGCGUGUACCCAUUGGAAAGUAAAAGUUUGUAUGAAAAAUAAAUUCGUUUGCCUGAAUGCCUUUAAAAAAAA